Molecule: messenger RNA, 933 nt
Organism: Cercopithifilaria johnstoni
Lineage: Eukaryota; Metazoa; Nematoda; Chromadorea; Rhabditida; Onchocercidae
Source: the annotation of a GenBank genome assembly
AUGAAUCCACUGACGAAUAUCCGGAAGCAGAAUAAAAUUAAUGAACGGGAACUGUUACUUGGAUUUACUGGAAGUAGCAGCAAAAGCUGGCAUCAGGAAUAUUCCGAUUCAGCGUGGAUAUAUGUUGGUGGCUUGCCGUUUGAUCUUAACGAAGGCGACAUUAUUUCUGUUUUUUCUCAAUAUGGUGAAAUCGUGAACAUCAAUUUGAUUCGGGAUCGUAAAAGUGGAAAAUCACGAGGCUUCGCAUUUGUCUGUUAUGAAGACCAACGAUCAACUAUUUUAGCUGUUGACAACUUCAAUGGAAUUAAGCUGUUGAAGCGAAUUAUACAUGUAGAUCAUGUGGAAGAGUACAAAGUUCCAAAAUAUCGUGAGGACAUCGACGAAGAAACACGGCGAAUUUGGGAAGAUGGUUGCGCUCCGAAACCAAUUCCUAUACAACAAGAUGAUGUGGAAGACGUAGAUCCAGUUGAGACAUUGAAAAAGGAAGCAGUUGACGAGAAUGGUGUUAUGAAAGUGGAUAAAACUCUGGAAAAGAAACUGAGAAAAGAGCAGAAGAGAUUAAAGAAAGAAACAAAGAAGGCCAGAAAAGAGGAAAAACGGCGCAAGCGUAAACUUAAAGAAGAACAGUUGGAGCUGGAUAAAAAGAUUGAGGACGAUGCAUCUUGGAAAAAGCAGAAAAAAUUAAUAGAUUUAGGACCGGUUAAGGAAGAGGAAAUCUAUGGUGGUAAUGAACAUUUCAAUUUUGGAAAACCGAAGAAGGAAAUCCCACCUCCUCCGGCACACAAUCCUAGGCCCGAUUUCGAAAAAGCUGAUUGGCGCGAUAUAGAAAUGUGGAAAGCAGUACGCGAAAAGGAAAAGCAGGAAAAAGGAGAAAAAGAAACGAAUUGGAAGGAAGAGGAGCAUUAUUUACCUUCCAGAUUUCGAAAAGAGUGA